AUUCCCGGCUUCAUGUGCCAGGGCGGUGAUUUCACAAAGAACAACGGCACUGGUGGGAAGUCCAUCUAUGGUGAGAAGUUUGUCAGUGAGAAUUUCGAACUGAAACACACGGGGCUUGGUAUCCUGCCUAUGGCCAAUGCUGGACCAAAUACAAAUGGAUCCCAGUUCUUUAUAUGCACUGCAGGUACUCAAUGGUUGGACGGAAAGCAUGUUGUAUUUGGUAAGGCUGUAGAGGGCUAUGAGGUCAUAAAGAAGAUGGUGAAAUUGGGCAGUGAUGAUGGCAAAACUAGCAGUACUGUUAGCACCAUUAAUUGUGGAAAAACUUCAAUGGAAUUAUCUGAUUAA
Messenger RNA from Carcharodon carcharias (great white shark), 345 nucleotides. RefSeq names its product peptidyl-prolyl cis-trans isomerase A-like. The record is from RefSeq and is a predicted model, not a curated record. Gene Ontology annotation, biological process: protein peptidyl-prolyl isomerization. Lineage: Eukaryota; Metazoa; Chordata; Chondrichthyes; Lamniformes; Lamnidae. The transcript has a single exon. Gene Ontology annotation, molecular function: peptidyl-prolyl cis-trans isomerase activity. Bases 13 to 345 code for a protein of 110 amino acids.